AUGGCAGCAAAACCAUACUCUGUGCGGUGGGGUAUCCUCGCAACAGGAGGAAUCGCAACCAGUCGGUCCCCCUUCCCCUAUCCCUCCUCUCCUCGCGCAAUAACUAACUUCCCACCCCGCCCAGCCUUCACAAAAGACCUCCUCACCAACCCCGCCACCCGCUCCGUAACAGACAUCCAGCACAUCGUCUCCGCAGCCGCCUCCUCCUCCUCCUCUUCCCGCGCCCAGGCCUUCCUGACCAGCGUCCAGGCCCCCCCAUCCGCAAAGGCCUACGGCUCCUACCACGAGCUGGCCCACGACCCCGACCUCGACAUCAUCUACAUCGCCACCCCGCACUCGCACCACUUCCAAAACGCAAUGCUCUGUCUGGAAGCCGGCAAGAACGUGCUCUGCGAGAAAUCCCUCACGGUCAACGCAGCGCAGGCGAGGAAACUAGUCGCGAAAGCAAAAGAGAAGGGCGUGUUUCUCAUGGAAGCUGUAUGGACGCGUUAUUUCCCGCUGAGCAUCAAGAUCCGGGAGAUGGUGCAGGAUGGCCGCAUUGGGAAAGUCGAGCGCGUGUUUUCGGAUCUGAGUUUCAACUCCGCUAGCGAUGAUGACAAGAGUACAGAACUUUCCUUUCCCGAUGAGAAUCGGAUGAUUAAUGUAGAUCUGGCCGGGGGCGCGUUGUUGGAUCUGGGGAUAUAUAGUCUGACGUGGCAGUUCCAGAUCCUGUAUCUAUGUGCGGAGAGGAAGGAGAGACCAAGGGUGCAGGCGGCGGUGCAGAGGUACAGGACGGGCGCGGAUGAGAUGACGAGUAUGCUGCUUAGCUGGGAGGGGAAUCGCGCGGUGGGGAUCGCGACGACGGGGUUGAGGGUCGCGACGCAACCGCACGGGGAGGGGAGUUUGGGGACGGGGCCCAGCUGUAGGAUUCAGGGGACGAAGGGGGAGAUUCAGGUGUUUGGACCGCUGUUCAGGCCGCUUCUGUAUAAGGUUGUGAAGCACGGGGAUGAGAGUGGCGAGAUUGAGGAGGUGUUUUGUCCGAUACCUAGAGAUCCGGAGAGAGAGGGGAAGGAUGGGGAGAAAGGGUGGGGUCAUGGGAUGUUUUGGGAGGCGGAUGAAGUUGCGAGAUGCUUGCGGGAUGGAAAGGUGCAGAGUGAGAUUUUGACGUGGGACGAGAGUUUAGUGAUUAUGGAAGUCAUGGAUGAGGUGAGGAGGCAGGGUGGGGUUGUCUAUCCAAAGGAGAUUGAGAGUGAUGUUUAUGAUGAGAAGAGUCCACUUAACGGCAAGUCCUAG
Messenger RNA from Lachnellula hyalina, 1272 nucleotides. It is a transcript of the gene xyd1, whose product is annotated as D-xylose 1-dehydrogenase (NADP(+)). Bases 1 to 1272 code for a protein of 423 amino acids. The record is from RefSeq and is a predicted model, not a curated record. Gene Ontology annotation, molecular function: nucleotide binding. The transcript has a single exon. NCBI's taxonomy places the organism in Eukaryota, Fungi, Ascomycota, Leotiomycetes, Helotiales, Lachnaceae.